Pisolithus orientalis is the source of this 1818-nucleotide messenger RNA. RefSeq lists its product as uncharacterized. NCBI's taxonomy places the organism in Eukaryota, Fungi, Basidiomycota, Agaricomycetes, Boletales, Pisolithaceae. The transcript has 4 exons. Bases 60 to 1433 code for a protein of 457 amino acids. The record is from RefSeq and is a predicted model, not a curated record.
CGUGACUCGACACGGGUCAAGUCGCAACGACGUUCUGCUAAUAGGCGAAGUCAGAGCUCAUGGGAACAGUUAUCUAUCACCGCCAACUCAGGUCGCUUUGUACGACCCGGGAGACGCUCGAACAUGCAAAAUCCAUUCUCAACCUCGCAUCUGUAAAGACGGGUCGCGGAACAGGUUUCGUAGCCAAUGCAGCUGCGCUACCCGCAGUUGCUGCUUAUCUGGCAUCCGAGCAAUUGAAUGCAAACGAGGUCUCCCUCCAGAGCGCGGCGACAGCCGCAUGUGUCAAGCCCCGUGUCUUUGAAGAUAUGCUCAAAACCGUAUGUACAGCUCUCCAGCUGGAUGAAGACAAAGAUGGGCAGCACGGAUCUGGGGGAAAUCCCACAUACCAGAGUCUGGUCGCGUGUCAUGGGCUAUAUCCUCCAAAAGAAGCUGUUCGGUGGAUGGAACAAGCUGAGGACAUGCUGCCACAAGUAGAGAUGAUGAAGAGACGAUACGGUUUACAUAUGAUGACGAGUGCCAUAUUCUUCUGGGUGUAUAAUUUGAUGGGGAACACGCUCGCAGAAAAGACGUUCUGUGCGGACUACAAUUUUAAACCGGUCAAGUUUAAGAACAUCUUGAAAGGUCUAGACGAGCACUGUGGAACUGUGGCAGACCUGGUUCGAUCUGCACUUCCUAAAAUCCAGGCUUCUCAGUCCACCGUUCCAGCCACUGCCUCUUCUUCUAGGUUUCCCUCAACCGCACCGUUUAAGUUGCCAGGUUUUUCGCCGCAGAAAUUCAAAUCACCCAUCAAAUCCGCUAUGAAAGGCAAGGAACGGGAACGGGAGUUGAUGAUGUCGAGGGCCACGUCACAGAAACGAACUGUCGCGUUUUCCCAGUCCUUGCUCGACCCAGAUGAACAUGCGGAUGUUCCUGAAACACCGACGAAAAAGCGCAGAAUCGGAUCUCCCACCAAGCCCAGCCUGAGGUGCGGAAUGACAUUAUCGUCCGUCACCCAUGAAGAUGCCAGCCCAGCCGCGUUUCGGACAGCACUCACGGGUCCAGCGCUUACCCGGUCACGACCCUCCAGCCCAAGAGACCCCCGUGCGUUUCCUUCUCCUCGCACUCCUAGCACCCGGACAGACGCCGCUGAACCACCAUCGACGCCCCGACAAUCAAACGGGCUGCAAGCGUCGAAUUUAGAUAAUGCCUCACCAGCGCAGUCACCCACAUCGGCAGUCGUGACCUCAACCCCUUCCACUUCGACACAUCUUCCCCCUGCUCAACCCCUUACCCACCCUCGCAAGCGCUUCUACCCCAUCUUCAUGGACCAGCAGCAGUGGGUCGCGAAGGAUCCGAAGGUGGAGAGGAUUUGGGCAGAUGCAGCGGCGCAUCGGACUCACAUGAUUGAGUUAUACGGGCAUCCGUUGGAGCACUACCGACCGGUUGUCUCGUGAUUGGUACUCUAGAUUGCAUGUUUUCAUCGAUGGUCGUACGUGUAUCCAUUCCCCUUCUCGUUGGUGGAAUCAUGUCACUUACAGGGUUAGUUAAUACUCAGCAGAAUAUUAUAAUACGUAUUCUAUACGAAAGUUCAAUUGGAAUCCACACAUGGCAGAGUAUACCGAUCAAGACCGAACUAAGUCAAUUGUAGGAAUAAUGAUACUCCUGCGUAGAGUACCGCGGCGGCCAGCGUUUUCCGAUGGUCUUAGGACUGUCUUUAGCGCCUCUUUCGCUCACAGGACCAUUGUGAUCAGGAGGAAUGAAUGGGAGGUGAACGGAGGGUACUGGAGAUGAGAAUGCUUUUGUGCCUGUAAGCGUCUACUUCGACACAUAAUUCGAUUG